AUGUGGUUUGUUUUUGCCGCUGCGCCCUAUGCAGCUGGGCUUGUUUUCUUCCUUUUUGUAUACUUUCUUGUGCUUCCUUAUGUCGAAUACCUUCGAGACCCCAAGGGUCUAAGAAAAUACCCUAAUCUCUCUCCCUUCUCUGGAUUCUCAGCAAUUCCAUUCAUGAUACUCGCUUCUCGAGGUUUCCGAUCAAUGGAAUUGAUCGAGUUGCACAAGAAGAACCCCGUCAUCCGAACAGGGCCCAAUCAACUAUCGUACGGUGAUGUUCGUGCCAUCAAGGAUAUCUAUGGCCACAACACAAAAUGCACCAAGGAUUCCUCCUAUGUCGUCACAGCCGGAACCCAUUACAACCUGGCAGAUGUCGUCGACAAGCCAGACCACGCUCGCAAGCGCAAGGUCCUUUCCUCGGCAUAUGCCCUGAAGAACCUCGAGACAUGGGAAUACAAAGUCACAGACAAGGUUGAACGGAUGUUCAAGCACUUCGAUAAAGUCUGCACGGCACCUGCGUCCGAGGACGUCGCAUCUGGCAAAGUCGCACCAGCCAAGGAAGAUCUCACACUCGACUUCCGAGCCUGGAGCAACUUCUUCACUCUCGACGCCAUCGCCGACAUCGGUCUAUCAGAGAAGCUGGGCUUCCUAGACAAUGGCUCUGACAUGUGUAUCGCGGAACGCAAAGACGGCUCCACCUACGAGACCAGCCUACGCGACGCCCUCUACCCCACUGCUCGCAAGCAAUCCUACAUCGUGUGGGACUACGCAUGGUACCCAGUCCUCAACAAGCUAGUCAAUGUCAUCCCAUUUUUCGGACGCAUGCAGACAUCUGCAGACAACUGGGAAAACAUCAUGUGGCGCCGAGGCAGCGAGAGACUGCGACGCUACGAAGCCGGCGAGAAACUAGAGGAUUUCUUCCAGGCUCUGAUGGAAGACAAGAAUGGAAACCCCAACAACCUCGAAUGGGGUGAAGUUGUCGCCGAGUGCAACAUCAUGAUGAAUGCCGGUAGUGUGACUACCGCCAUCGCCAUUGCCAACGUGCUGUACCAGCUGCUUCGCAACCCCGAGACACUAGCCAAGCUCCGCGAGGAACUCGAUGCUAUUCUGGAUGAAGACGAGAUUGUCGCGGACUAUGAUAAGGUAAAGCACCUGCCCUACCUGCGCGCUUGUCUCGACGAAUCCCUCCGCAUCUUUCCGCCUACCUCGCAUGGUCUUCCUCGCGAGACACCUCCCGAGGGAACCAACAUCCUCGGGGAGUGGGUUGCCGGUAAUACCUCUGUUAGCAUGUCUGCCCUAGUGGCACACCGCGAUGAGGGUGUGUUCCCCAAUGCGGGCCAGUACAUUCCCGAGCGGUGGUUGGGUGAAGAGGGCAAGGCACUGCAGCCCUACUUGGUUGCAUUCUCUGCCGGCGCACGUUCCUGCAUUGGUCGCAAUAUCUCGUACCUGGAGCAGACGAAGGCUAUUGCUUCGAUUGUGCAUCGUUAUGACUUUGCGUUGCCUUACCCUGGUUGGGAAUUGAAGAGAGAGGAGACUAUGAACUUGAUUCUGGGUGAUAUGCCUGUGAAAAUUUGGCGCCGGAAUAUGGGGACUACUGAAGCCUAG
Molecule: messenger RNA, 1593 nt
Organism: Penicillium canescens
Lineage: Eukaryota; Fungi; Ascomycota; Eurotiomycetes; Eurotiales; Aspergillaceae
Product: cytochrome P450
Exons: 2
Coding region: 1-1593 (530 amino acids)
Molecular function (GO): monooxygenase activity; iron ion binding; heme binding
Source: RefSeq, a predicted model, not a curated record